Phytophthora infestans T30-4 is the source of this 1670-nucleotide messenger RNA. RefSeq lists its product as uncharacterized. NCBI's taxonomy places the organism in Eukaryota, Oomycota, Peronosporomycetes, Peronosporales, Peronosporaceae. The record is from RefSeq and is a predicted model, not a curated record. The transcript has a single exon. The coding region runs from base 222 to 1451 and encodes 409 amino acids. Gene Ontology annotation, molecular function: DNA binding.
CUGUGCACGUGCGCUCCCCACACUACUUUCCUCUGUGUUUGCCGCGUUCCCAAGCGCCCAGCGUUCUACUUGCUGUUCACUUGGCGAUCGUUGCCGUCUUGUCGUCUCCCGUGUAUCUUUUGUGUGUGCGCUAUACCAUCACUCUCGCGAGCGUGCACCGUCAUCCUUCUAGAACAACCGAAGCCCCCUUCCCCCUUUGUUCCUUCAACGCAUCGUUCACUAUGGCCUCCGCUGCUGUGCUCAAGAGUGCACGAUCCCACCCCAAGCUCCUGUCGCUACAGCACGUUAACGACGCCUUUCUCUCCUGCAGUGGCGACGCGCCCAUGACCCCGCUGGGCUACGACACGCCUCUCUUCGCUGCCACUGUGUCCCCGCGUGACCCCGCUGCCAAGCUGGCUGCCGCAACCUCAGGACCCGCCGCCAAGGCGCAAUCCAGCCCUGCGUUCACCAGCCACCGCGUGUGCAUCCCGUCCUCUGGAUCGAGCGACGACGUUUCCGACGAUGAUGAGGACGAGUCCGAGGACGGCGGGCGUACCGGGUCCUCUGCUUCGGGCAAGUCCCUCAAGGGCAAUACAGGUCGGUGGACUGAAGCUGAGCACAAGCUCUUCUUGCAGGGUCUCGAGACCUUCCCCUACCGCGCCUGGAAGAAGAUCGCGACGCUCAUCAAGACCCGCACAGUUGUGCAGAUCCGAACGCAUGCGCAGAAAUACUACCAGAAGCUGGAGAAGGAGGAGGCACGUCUUAAGGAGCGUGAAGCUCAAGACCGAGCAGCAAUCGCUGCUGGUGCUGCGCCCUCCUCCAUCCCUACUAGCCCCGCUUCACAGAAGAAGAAAAUGCACCUCAUGCGUAAGCGCAAGUGCUCCAUGCUUGACAUGGACACAGAUACCGACAGCGACGCGUCUGUGCUCCCCAGUGUACCCAAACGUCUUGCUCGCGAGCAGCCUCUUGCAGUCCACAUGUCCCCGAAGCAGAAGAUGCCGUCUCUUUCGAGCAACAAGGUGUUCUUCGCCAGCCCCAUUGACACCCGAUUCAUGUUCGCACGCAACAUGAAGAGCCACGCUGCCAUGCAGCCGCCCCACCAGCUUCCGCUGGACUUCGCCGAUGCUGCAGCUGAAUCCAUGAUCCUUGACUUCGCGGAGGACAAAGCACUGGCCGACUACUCGCUGCACUGCGUUGACCAGACCCUCGCUUCUAUUGACAACGACGACCUGUUGCAGCUUACUGAGGAGGAACUUGAGUGGUUCUCGAACUCGGAACAGGAAAAGCCUGAUGACGUCAAGGCUGAAGCUGGGGAGACCGCCAGUGUGGCACCUUUUUCGGAGCUUGACAGUGCUUCGCUGGGUGGUGAGAAUUUUGCUGUCGACCUGUGUCUGGACGACGCCGACGACGAUUUUGUGCUGGACCCUGAAAAGUUCCUGUCAAGCUACUUCGCCCCGAACGAGAAGGCAUGAAAUGGGAAGGGCGACGUCGUGGUGGUCACAAGUGCUGCAGCUUCCUCGUAGAGCGCCGUCCCAUUUGUCCGUCCGUCCGUAGUUUCUAGUCCUUUUUUGAGAUCCCCGUACCAAGCUUCCUGUUGCGUCAGGCGCUUUGCUGCAGUAGUUUGUAGCGUGGCGCUCUCCUUGAGAAGCGCCCUAUUAUUAUUAUUAUUCAAACAUCAAAACAUUUUUUUU